AACUCUCCCUGGUGGUACCCCGUGCUUAAUUGCUUCAUUCUGCUCUUCAAAUUUCACUACCCCAUUUCAUAUUUUAAACUCUUUGUCUUUUUCUGCAUUUGUCUUUUUAUCAUCUAAAGGUGGAGAUUUUUUCCUUGCCAUGAAUUGAGCUCACUCAGUGUUUAUAUAUAAUGAUGGAGAAAGAAGAAAACUACUCGGCGAGUUUUCCAGCUCUAGAUUACUCUCUAGAGCAUCAUCAAGCUCAUCACAUGAAGACAGCGCAAAUAGGCCAGAGUUCUGGAGAUAACAAUAAUCAUGGAAUGAUUGAUUAUAUGCUCAACAAUCCUCAACCACAACAGCUCCAGAUUUCUUCAGGGUUUUGCUCUUCGAAUUCUUUUGAUAAACUGAGCUUCGCAGAUGUGAUGCAGUUUGCCGAUUUUGGCCCGAAGUUGUCCUUAAAUCAAUCCAAGAUUAAUCCUGAUGAAGAAACCGGGAUUGACCCAGUUUACUUUCUUAAGUUUCCUGUGUUGAAUGAUAGAUUGGAGGAUCAAUCUCUUAUGGCUUCAGGUGAAAGUAACGAAGAGAGUAGUUUUAAAGGAAUAGAUAAUAGAGAGGAUGAAGAAGCUAGGGUUUCAGAAAAUAACAGAAGUAAUAAUCUUCCAACUGAAGUUAAGAACAAGAGAAAAAGACCAAGAAUUAUCAAGACAAGUGAAGAAGUUGAGAGCCAAAGAAUGACUCAUAUUGCUGUCGAAAGAAAUCGAAGAAAACAAAUGAAUGAACAUCUCAGAGUUAUAAGGUCUCUCAUGCCUGGCUCAUACGUUCAAAGGGGAGAUCAAGCUUCAAUCAUAGGCGGAGUCAUUGAGUUUGUGAGAGAAUUGGAGCAACUUCUUCAAUGCUUGGAGUCACAGAAACGAAGACGACUAAUGGGAGAUUCAUCAUCUAUGGCAGUUCAACAACAAGCUUCACUGUUUCCUCCUCCUUUACCUUUCCCAAAUGAUCAAAUGAAGAUUAUGGACUUCGAAACCGGCCUUCGAGAGGAAACGGCCGAGAACAAGUCUUGCUUGGCAGAUGUUGAGGUGAAGCUUCUAGGUUUUGACGCCAUGAUAAAGAUCCUCUCCAGGAGAAGGCCCGGUCAGCUCAUCAAGACCAUAGCUGCACUAGAAGAUUUGCAGUUCAAUAUCCUCCAUACCAACAUUACCACCAUUGAACAAACUGUUCUAUAUUCUUUUAACGUUAAGGUUGCAAGCGGAUCAAGGUUUACAGCAGAAGAUAUAGCAAGUUCGGUCCAACAAAUAUUCAGUUUCAUUCAUGCAAAUAGUAGCUAUGAUGCAUAAAAUCAAUGAGGACAUGACUUCUUCCGUCUUGUCAACCGUACCCACUUGGAUCUUCUCAGUAAUGUGGAUUUUCUAAUCAAUAUUUCCUACUGGUUAUCUAUAUUUUUGCUGUGGAAAUUAGCAUAUACUUUGACAUGAAGUAGUAUUAUUUACACUCUCAUUGGCUCUUUUUGCCAAAAUCGCGAAUCUAAAUAAUUUUUGUACGAAUCAAUUAUUUACACUCCAA
Mangifera indica (mango) is the source of this 1539-nucleotide messenger RNA. Its product is annotated as transcription factor FAMA. The record is from RefSeq and is a predicted model, not a curated record. Gene Ontology annotation, molecular function: DNA-binding transcription factor activity; protein dimerization activity. Gene Ontology annotation, cellular component: nucleus. The transcript is spliced from 5 exons. Gene Ontology annotation, biological process: guard cell differentiation; positive regulation of DNA-templated transcription; stomatal complex development. NCBI's taxonomy places the organism in Eukaryota, Viridiplantae, Streptophyta, Magnoliopsida, Sapindales, Anacardiaceae. Bases 171 to 1313 code for a protein of 380 amino acids.